This is a messenger RNA of Manihot esculenta (cassava), 1327 nucleotides long. Its product is annotated as protein FANTASTIC FOUR 1. The coding region runs from base 285 to 1157 and encodes 290 amino acids. Lineage: Eukaryota; Viridiplantae; Streptophyta; Magnoliopsida; Malpighiales; Euphorbiaceae. The transcript has a single exon. The record is from RefSeq and is a predicted model, not a curated record.
AAUCUUCUGAAAAAAGUUGAAAUUUUUUUCAUGUAUCUGUUACCACCAAAUUUAGACCCAUCUUCAAUAUCAUCCAUUCUUGUUACAUUCCAAGUGGACAUCAUCCAUAAGGCCACAACUUAUCAUCCUAACUCCCCUAAUAAAUAGCAUCAUCUAUUGAUUUUUUCUACUCAUGAUAAUCUCGUGCUUCUUUCUCUCCCUUUAUCAACAAACCCUCUAUCUUUAUUUCUUUCAUUUUCUCUAAAGCCUCUUAAAGGAGGAAAACAAUACUAAAGAACUAAGCCAUGGCUGCCUGUGGAAGCCUUCAGCAUAUCUUCGAAAAUCCAUUACCAGAAACUGCUCCACUUCUUGAAUCCCUCUCUUCUUGGAAGCAAAUCAAGCCUGUAAAACCCAUCCAGCAAUCAUCGUUCGCUGACAUAUUCGGUGAGCUUCAUUUCAAAGAAAAUUCUGAGUUACUUUCAUCACCACCUUCGUUUCCUGUAUCAUGCUUCUCUUCCCCUUCCUCAUCUUGUAUAGAUUCAAUCCCACACCCUGCAACUUCAAAACUGGACAAACUUGAUAGUUUAGAUAAUGAAUAUGAGAGCAAGAAGAGCCCAUCACAGGACUUCUUUUCAAGCACACCAAAGAAUCAUCAAUACAUAGGUGGCCACAAUAAUGGCGAGAGCUUUUCACAAAGGAAAUAUGAGAGCUUGCAACUAUGCACAGAAGGGCUUGGUUUUGAAAGCUUUGAUGAUGUUUACUUUAACAAUGAGAUAAACGAAUGUUGGAAUGACCAAGAAGAGAAAGCAAGCAUUACAAGGCAUUCAACAACACAGAAUCUAAGUGGAGAAAUCCGGCGGUCCAGGCAGAAUGGCAGAGCAUUCCCUCCGCCAAUUUCAUGCAUAGGCAAGAGUGGAAAGCCUUGGGUUUCCUUCAAGUCUUAUAGACAUGAUGGCAGGUUCGUGCUUAAGCAAGUAAGGAUUCCUAGCCAAGAGCUUUUACAUGCAUGUAGAGAAGAUGGCCGUUUAAAGCUGCACUUUGUUCAGCCAAGUGAUGAAAUUCUUGAAGAAGAAGAUGGUGAUGAAGAGGUGGGGGGAGAAGGAAUCUACAUAGAAGAUACUGAGCAAGAAGAAAAUGAAGAAACAGGCAACAAAAAUGAUGAGGAAGAUGACAGAUGAAAAGAACAAGGUGCAGCAGGCAUAAAGUCAAGGGCAAUUGUCAUAUAUCGGUAGGAAUAUUUUUUGCUCUAGUAGAAAAAUCUCUAGCUUCUGUUUUUUCUUCCAGAGUUAUUUUCAAAUAAACAGAGAAAAAAGAGGAAAAUAUCUCCGACUAGCUAAGCGUAAUUUCU